Molecule: messenger RNA, 15102 nt
Organism: Chara braunii
Lineage: Eukaryota; Viridiplantae; Streptophyta; Charophyceae; Charales; Characeae
Source: the annotation of a GenBank genome assembly
GUAGCUUUCAAGGCCAAGCAGUAGACAGGGAGCGCUUGUGAACGUCCCGACCGCCGGGUUGUAUCAUCGACGUAUGGGAGAGGGGAUACGUCCGGAGGAGGGAAUCGAUUGUUAUGAUAGAUCAUCAUCAUCGACGGAAAAGGAGCACGAGUUCUCGACACGUGUCGCGCGCGAGUUCAACAUAGAGGUAUUGGACCCGCUCACGUCCGAGGACUUUGCAUGGCUUCUUCUCCCGACCACGGGCCGCUUGCCAGGACCGCAAUGCGCACCGCUAUGCGCUCAUCUCCACACGUACUUAUCCUUCUAUGCACCACCAACUUCGUCGACGGAUGACGAAGUCGCGGUGGGGGACAUCCUUGCGUAUACCACCAAGGUGGCCUGCGAGUUUUGCACGCAGCGGUACGAUGACAACAACGCACCGCUCAUGUACGUCCGCAUCCAGGUUGGGCAAGCGUCCUGCAACGCUUUGCUGGAUGGCGGCGCGUCUCACAAUUUCAUGAGCCAAUCCCUUAUGCAAAGGGCUGGCCUUGGCGCACAAGUUCGGAGGAAGGCAAACCCGACGACGAUGAAGUUGGCGGAUGGAAAGACGCAGCAAUUUCUCGAUCGUUACAUCGAGGCCGUACCGGUUUAUUUCGCACCUCAUGCAUGCGAACCGGUGACGUUCAAUAUUCUCGACACGGACUUGGACAUCGUUCUGGGAAUGCCUUGGCUUGCAAGGGCGGAUCACACGCCCGAGGAAAUCGGCCUAUGUUUCCUACGAACCGUCGCGGUAGCCGACUCUUCACCCACGGACUUGUCUUCGGACCCCCGGGUGGUGCGGUUGAUGGACGAGUUCACCGACAUCUUCGAGUCACCUAUCGAUGUGGUGCCGGAUCGACCGAUCUCUCACGAGAUCGUUCUUGAGGCCGGUGCCGUGCCGCCGAAAGGUUGCAUCUAUUGGAUGAGCGAGGAGGAGCUUGAGGUCCUCCGCCCACAACUCGACGAUUUGUUGGCCAAGGGCUGGAUCCGCCUUAGUAGCUCCCCAUAUGGAGCACCAGUUCUCUUCGUCCGGAAGAAGAACAAGGAUCUACGAUUGUACGAUAUUCUCGUCUAUAACCGGACAUUGGAGGAUCAUCUUGGGCAUAUUCGACGAGUGUUGGAGACGCUCCGCGGCGCCAAGUACAAGGCCAACCGCGACAAGUGCGAAUUUGUCUGGCAAGAGCUGGAAUACUUGGGCCAUUUUGUCACACCGGAGGGCAUCAGUCUGCUAUCGGACAAGAUUCAAGCCAUCCAAGAGUGGCCGGAGCCUCGGAACGUCACGGAUGUCCGUUCGUUCCUUGGCCUUGUCGGCUACUACCAGCGAUUGAUCAAAGGCUACUCGAAGAUCGCGGCCCACUUGACCAAGCUUCAAUGCAAGGAUCGACCGUUUGACUUCGGAGAGGAGGCGCGGGAAUCAUUUUUGGCUCUCAAAGCCGCGCUAUUAUCAGCGGAGGUCUUGCGCAUAUACGACCCGCUUUUGCCUACGCGCGUCACUACGGAUGCGUCUGGCUAUGGCAUUGGUGCCGUUGCCGUCCUCGAGCAACAUGAUGGUGUGGACUGGCACCCGGUUGAGUAUUUCAGCAAGAAAGUGCCCAUCGUGCAUUCCAUUGACGACGCACGCAAGAAGGAGCUCCUCGCCUUCGUCCACGCGCUCAAGAGGUGGCGGCACUUCCUCCUUGGUCAAAGCCAAUUUCGAUGGGUAACGGACAACAAUCCAUUGGUCUUCUAUAAGACCCAAGACACUGUCAACAGCGCCAUCGCUCGAUGGAUGGCUUUCAUCGACCAGUUCGACUUCUUUCCCGACCACAUUCCGGGGAAGUCGAACCAUUUUGCGGAUGCUCUUUCACGACGUCCUGAUCAUUAUACCGCGGUCUACUCAACCUUCGAGAUCGACGAUGACCUGUGGAACAGCUUCAUCCGCGGCUACCAAGCCGACCCAGAGUUUCGCGACAAGAACUCUACGCAGGGUGGUGAUGGCUUGAGGUUUGUCUUUGUACUUGAUGUUAUUAAUCUUGCACAGUUCCUUCAGAUCCGUGUAAUGAAGCCGGAGGAGUUGUCUAGUAGAUCUAAUGACAAAGCUCUCCAGGGUGUUGUAGAGACUGUGGUAGAUUGCGGUAACACCAUACUGUGGACUGUCUGGUCGGACUAUGCUCAUGCUCGGAACGGUAAUAAUGACUUCUUUGGAACCAUUGUCUCCUAUCUCGAUAUCGGGAAUGAACUGAAGGAACGAAUCCUAAAGGGUCAUGAGAGUGAUGCUAUUUGGAGUCCUAUCAUCGGGACCCUACGAAAGAACCCUGAACUAUUCCCUGAGUAUCGAAUGACUUAUGGCUUACUCUUCUACGUGGAUAAAACCGAAGAACGAUUAUGCGUUCCUCAGCAAGAACAAAUCAAGAGUCUAAUAAUUGGGGAAUGUCAUGAUGUUGAGGGUCGCUUUGGUUUUAAGAAGACGUAUGCCGAUGUCCGAGAACACUUUGAAUGGAAAGGAAUGAAAGAGGAUGUACUAACGUAUGUGCGGACUUGUCUUGUCUGUCAGAGGAACAAACCCGAAAUGGCAACAGUCAGUCUGGUUCCGUACAAGAUACGAGUCAACGAGGUGGGACGAGAGUUAACGGAGAUGCAGGUCCCUAAGUGAAUGAAGGUUGUCCAGUUCUUCAAUCAUGAAGGGUCGUCCUGGAUCGGUCUACACGAUUCGGAGACUGCACAGGAGCAGACCUUUAUGAAACUCGCUGACAAUAGGAGACUUACACGUUCGGAAGCAUUAAGGGUUCCGCACGUGUUCAGGACCUUGGAUGAGGGAGAAGAAAGACGGCUUCGUGCCGAAUGUAGAGCCCGUGCUCUAGCAGCAGGACUACAGGAAGCAAACAGAGUAGCAGGAGAGCGGGCAACAGCAGCUAGAGCAACAACAAUGGCUAACGGUACCAGCUCUGCCGCGUCAUCGUCUGCGUCCUCGUCAGGGACUAGUGGGACUCAUUUGGGAAUGCCACUGAGUUCCACAAGUUCCUCGGGCACUUCCGGUUCAACAGGGUCUAGACAGUCUUCUAGUCAAAUGGCGGGCUCGCAGUUCAGCCCAUUGACCCCGCGUGAGAGGGAGCUCAGAGAGAUCCAACAGGUCGAGAGGCUCCGCCAGCACUUAGAGGAGGAUCUGAAGAAAGCAACCAAUAGAGAAAAAGAGAUAAAAAGUAGAGCGGCCAGACUUGAUACGUUAGAGGCUGACAAGGCUGCGUUAGAGGGAUUGGACGAAUCGAGUUUGUCUGACACCUUGAAAGUGUUGAGGGACAACAUGUUGUCUCUGCAUGCGCACGUAGACAGCAGGAUGGACUUCAUGCAAAGCACUUUGGACCAGAUUCUGGAUGCACUGACAAAGCCAGGAUUCCGGCCACCAGCACAAUCGCCGUUGCCGUUAAUGGCGAUGUCAGGUCCCUUUGCCGUACAAGCUGGCACACAGCCGAGUGGCACAUCUGCAGCAGCAGCACAGACUGUUGCAUCUUCUUCUUCGGGUCCAGUGGUGAUUGCUGCAUCACCACAACAACCUGUUCAGCCAACUGGACAGCCGCAAGGUCAAUGGUAUCCCAAGACCCCAAUGAAACCGCCUCUUGCCUUCUCAGGCGAGAGAAAGGACGAGGAACUCAACACUUGGUUGAGGAUAGUCCCGGUUUGGGUGAAGGCCAAAAGGACCUUGCCUGAGGACGAAGUGGUAACUGCGGCGUCUUACCUUGAGGGUAAGGCAGCCAAGUGGUUAGAUGGUGUAGUUGUGAAGGCCGGGUACGGGAGACGCAUGGCAGAUUGGGCUAAGUCUUUGACUUUAGACCAAUUCAUGGAGAUGGUAGAAGCUCGAUGGCAUAACCCACAGGAGGCUCAAAGGGCCACUGAUGCCAUUAACAAACUGGACCAACGCAAGUUCAGGCAAAGGAACAAAAAUAGUGUACUUGCUAAAUCUAUCGACUACGACCAUGACUUGGCUCUUGCCGUGCCUACUCUUGACACCAGCAUCCAUAAAGGCAACCUGAAGAAACAGAGCCGACGUUUCACCAUGGAGGUGGCAAGGGACUCCUGCUUGCCACUCCAGAGUUUUCAUGAUCGAACAGCAGUUGGAUCACAUGGCCAGGGUUGGUCCCCCAAUGCCCAAACUCAGGCUGCCAUGCAGUGCACGAUCAACAGGAUGAUGGAAGAAGAAGCAAGCAUCUCCUUCAAGACGCUUCUUCAGCUGGUGCCAUCAUUGUGCCAGGAAGUGCGAUCUCACCUUGAUACUCUAGAUGCAGCGAAUGCAGGUGGGGGGGCUUCUGACAACUGGCAAAAGAGAUUGACGACAUUGUCACGUGACCUGUUAGUUGAUGCAGGAGGAAACAUUGAUGAGCAUGCCAACCAGGUGUCGGGAGGACUUGUCCAUGGCGAUGCCUCUUCGUCCAGAGCCAUUGGCCAACAAUCAGCAUACCUAUCAACGGGACUGGAGUCCAAAUUGCUUUACAAUAUCAUUGAGCAGAUUUGGCGCUUGAGGGAAGGCAACAUGCCGUUUUAUAUAAUGGCAGAGAUAUCACCUCCACUUAGGCAAGUAUUUAGAGAUUUUUUAGAUAAUCUAGAGUUUCCCGUGAAACGGGCUAGAAAAAGGGUUAGUUUCCAUGUCAAUGAGGGCAUGCCACCCACGGUUCAGGAGAGAAGUAGGGGAGGUAGCCAGCGGAUUGAUCCGGUGAUUGGCAGUAGACUUAGUACACUGUCAUCGUCAUCAUUGUCAUCGCCAGCAUCAUCAUCAUUAUCAUCGUCUUCAUCUUGCAGUGGUAGUGAUGUUGGACCCAGUAGAAGGAGAACAAUUCCUCUGUCGUUGCCGAGAGCCCCCCAACACAUGUCUGGCCACGUGGAAGAUCCAACUGCCCGACCUGAUCAAGGUGCCUCUUGUAGUCAUCGAGAUGGUGACUUCGAUCUUCCUGCCCCGUCACAAGCUGAAAAAGUUUCUGGGACAGUACCAUGCUGCUGGUGCAAACCCAAGGAACUGAGCCCCCAGGCAACCCGUGCUGGCGGCUCGGCUAGUUGGCUUUGCACCAGGCGCAUAGGCACCAGUGGCCAGAGGCUAGGUCCCGAAGCAGCAAGGGACCGAUUGCAACUGCAAGGAACUGGGGAAUACUCUAGCUUGCGUGAUGCAUGCAAGUCAGAGCUUCAGGACCACAUCCGAGGCAGAGGGAAGUAUCCAGUCCAUGGUGGGAUAGGGGCCGGGAAAGGUGGAAGGUUCAGUGGAACUGGGAGAAGAGACUGUGCAAGGCUUGCUGCUGAAGCUUUUUGUGAGGGAGCUUCCUCAGGCCCUCAGCUCGUCUCACUGUGCAGAAGUGAGCAACCAUCACAGCAGAUGCAUGAUUGCAUGGGAUGCGAAAUUCGAAAUGGAUCAACAGGAUCGUUGGAUGGAAAAGACGGUGAUGAUGUGGGUGAGGUUCUAGGUGAGGUUCACAGCAUCAGAGCAAGCAGGGGGGGCCAAAGUCUUGUCAAAAGCAGCAGGGCGGAAGUUGUGAAACUUAUGGAUAGGAUGCCAUCAGAUGGGAGUGGCAGUAGGAGUAUUGAUGCCAAUGAUGAUGAGCGAAGGUAUGGAUGGGGGUAUUGUAGUGACAAUGACGGAUCAAAUGUUGAGCACAAGAACAAACUGUACGCAUAUGUCAGUGACACUGGGCAUGACGAUGCCGUCACUUUCAGUCGGGACAGGCAUUCAAUGGCUGGCAACAGUGGCCAGAAAGAGACAGAGCUGGGGCGUCCACUGACAGAUAAGUACACAAGGGAGCGAUGGAGAGGAGGAGAGACAGUACUUGCAGGAGACCCUUCUGUCUCUUCUUCAACGACUGGUGGAAGUAGGAAGCAGGCAUAUCUGGGUUCUUCUGGGGCCGAAACAAGUGUAGAACUGGUUGUGUCUGUUCUUCACGAGAGUCUUUAUGAAAGACUUUGUGGUGAGUGUCAAAGCAGCAGCAGGUCUGGAAACGAACAUUUGCGGCAACCUGAUGGUUCACAGGAUGGAGGGCAUUAUCUCCAGCAAGCCGCUAGUGAGAUGCCCCUGAACACAGCAACAGACCUUGAUAAUGGUUUGAGGGAGGUGUCAUCGAGGAGUGAUGAGCUUGUUAAAGCGGAGCCAAAACCAUGUAGCAGUAGUUGGGACGUCUUGUCCUGUCAAGUGAAAGCUGGUGUCCCCUGCAAGAUCACGCCACAUGCGCAGCAGUUGGAAGAGGAGGCAACCAGGUCUUCAUCGAGCUCUAUGGUCUCCACUUGCCCAUUGGAGAGUGAGGGAGCUGGUGUGUGGUGGACGUGGGCUGGUGUGGGGCGCACACGUUAUCAAGUCAUGGCUGCUAUAGCUCAGGGUGUCUUCAGGACCUUGGUCUCCAGGACACUCGUUGACAAGUUGGAACUGGGGAGAUCCCUUCACACAUGCUCGAGCAUGUCCAUGGUACAGAGAGAGAGGCCAUUUAUGCCAGCCAUAAAUGCCAGGGAGUUGAUUGAAGGUGUUACAGUGACUAUUGGGGAGCGUGCUGUCAUUGUGGAUGCGCCAAUCUUGGAAACACCAUGUGGCUUUGAUGUCAUAUUGGGCCGUGAUUGGAUGGUAGCCGUGCGAGGAAGAUUGUGUCUUGACACUAGGCGCCUUGUUUAUGAGGUACGGCUAGGCAGUGGGAAGUUCGAUUCUGUGGAGAUGGGAUUUGAUCCUGGUGGGUGGAAGUGGGGAGUUCUUAGACGGACGCCAGAGAAAUACGGGGGUCCACAGGAUAAGGGAUUCAAAGGCUGGGAUGAGGGGCCAGAGAGAGAGAGAAAGGAUACAGAUGAUAGCGGUAAAGAGUGUAUAUUUAGUGGUGAAAAUGGUGUUAGAAAGGGAACCAUGGGGAUGGAUCGCUCACAUCAGUUUUUUUCCAACGCCAUCAGUUCCCAAUCAAGAACUGGGAGAUUAGGAGAUAAUGACGAUGGUAGUGGUGGAGGUUCCACAAGGAAACUCCAAGAUCGCACAACAGAUGGUUGGGAGGAAUCAAGAGGAGGCAGGAGGUCAUGGAGUGGCAGCAUGAGCCAUGUCGGGAAAGAAGAACAAGAACAAGGAAUCAGGGAAGGAGAGGUGCACCAAAGAGAGGAGGGAAAGUUGAAAGAAGCUGGCUCUGGGCGAUGGAAAUCAGCUGAAGGAUGUGGAGGAGCAUUGGUUCCUGCAUGCUCGUGGGGGGUAAGGACUAUUAUAGACGGAGGAACCGUAGUGACUGGCCCAGUCCUUCUCAUCGCUGGAGUGGGGGGUGAAGUGGAAGAUGCAUGGCGUAAGGAAAGGGAGUGCUUCUUGAGAGGUAUAGGAGCAGGUCGAUGGGUGUGGGCCGAAGUAGCAGGGAGGCCUGUGAAGGCUGUAGUCGUCCCAGCAGCUGCUCGCACAAUCGUUGCUCUACAGCUCAUCAAGAGCGCCGGUUUGGAGGAUUUUCUGGUGGGAUGUGACUGCCAGUUUGAAGGGAUACUUGGUGAUGAGUUUGCUGCAGCAGGUUUGAUUCACACACUGGAAAUUAAGGUUGGCAGGAAGAUUGCUGUCACAAUGGAGGCACCAGUGAUUGAUCUGCUGUGCUUUGACAUCCUCCUUGGAUGCGAUUGGAUGGAGAAAUUCAGUGUGGAGGUCAUUAGCGGCUCCAGUGAAGGCAGGGAAGGUGCAGAGGACAUGCUCAAGUGCUAUGUGACGGGGAAGGAGGGUAAUGCCAGUGAAGCGGGGAGUGAUGGGUUUGAAACUGUUCGUCUUUAUACUGACCUGAGUAGGUAUUAUAGUUUAUGCUUCCGAGAAGUUGGUACGGGAACCCAACCUGAGAUGGUAUUUGGCAGCCAGGUUCCUUGGAGGCGAUUGGGACUGGGUCUGUUUGGCCUUGGCAGUGGACUGAUGGGGGAGUCAAGUGAGGCAGGGGGUGAACUGGUCCUGAGAAAUCAAGGGUCCAGAACCCUCUGGUCUUCAGGAAACCUAGCAGGUGGCGGAGAAGGAGGUUGUUGUCUUGACAACAUAGAAAGAGACCUCAAGAGUGGCACUAAUGGAACCCUUUGUGUUUGCAAAGCGAUAACGACAGGGCUACGGGCUGCCAUCCAGUUACAUGGUGCAGAUGAUGAUGGAGGUGAAGAACCUGGUAUGCUGCCAUGGCCGGUGGAGAAGGCAAGUGGUUGCAGCGGAUUUGUACAUAGUGUAGGGGAUUGCUGCCAUCAGAUGCAGACACACGGACAAGGAGCAAGUGCAGGUUCUUGCUGCUUAGCUGCACAACAGCCUCCACUGUUGCCCUCCCCAGUUCUCAGCGGAUGUGAGGAUGCUGUAGCAGACAUUCCAGACAGGAAAACAGCAGCUUCCAAGGAAAAUGAACAAAAGGAGAGCGCAGGGUGGUACGAUCACAAUUGUCGGGAGAUUCUCUUGGAUGGGGCAUGGGAAGGGCUGUCCGGGGAGGUGGAAGCCUGCUGUUACUCGGAGGCUCAGGAGGAGCAAGCAUGUACUCCCGCAAGGACGGUUGACCUCAAAGGGAAUGACCAUGAUGAUGGUUUCUGUGAACAUGCUCAGAGUGAGAGUGAUUUUGAAGGAUUGGCCAGAUCUCUUUGUGACAAAGAAGAAGAGGAAGGGGAGGUUUCUGAAGGGGGCGAGUCUGAAACAGAGAAAUCGAGCACAGCUACGGUUAGCGAUGCGGAUAUGCCAGCAGGUUUUGUGAAAGUCUUUGACGAGGCCGAAUUUAUAGAAGUCUGUAGCCAGCCCUCUGCUGCUUCAAGCAAUGUUGAAAUAAACCAUGAAGAGUCUGAGAGUGAAUUCUCAGACUUGAACAGUGAAAGUAGUCGUAUUUCUGAAGACAGCAAAGAAGCUCCACUCAAUCCAUGCUAUGGUUGCGGUCAUGGUGAUGGUGAUAGCAGCUGUGGUGAUGCUCGAUCUCUUGCGAACGAUGAGGCUCAGUGUCAUCUUGAUGAUGUGGGCGAUUUCCAGCUUGUGGAUUUAUGGUCGUCGGAUAGUAGUAAUUGCCUAAGAGAAGGCCGUCAUGAUGUUGCCACCCAGCAAGAGAGAUCGUCGAAACAGGCAGAGGAGGAGGACGGUUUCCAUGUGACAGAUGAUGGUAGAUCACCACUGGAAGGUGUGCCCAUCAUGUCAUCGGCAACAUUGGAUGAGACGCCACAGACUUUCUCUAGUGGGGGAGAAGCUAGUAGCAAGCAAUGGAAGCAAUGGAAACAAUGCCUACAGCCCAAUACUCAGAGAGUACGAGCUGACCUUGUCAUGGUAGAGUUUGACGUGACGUUUCCCAGAUGUGCAGUCCGAUCACGAUCGCAAAAGAGCAGCUCCGGAGAGUUGAUGUGCUCUCCAGUGCCAUCUCCAAAUUAUGGUCAAUGUGGAGAUAAGGACACAAUGUGCAGCAAAGUGGAAUUUGAAACAGGAUUAAACAGCACAACAACAAAGCUAUCACCGCCCUCCACAGAUCGACUGAUGUUCCGUGGCGAUCAGCAUAGAGGAGGAUUGAAAGACCGCGAGCGGCAGAAGGAACCGGGGUAUGAGAGCUUCAGCGAUUUUCCUCAACCCGAUGGAUGUAGAAGUGACGUUGAAGAUGAAACAUCAAGGGAGUCCUCGAGAGAGUCCUGGCAGUGGGAGGAUGAGGAUGAGCAUGGAAGCAGGGAUGAGAAUGAAGACGGCUCUGCUCCUGCGAAUGGAGUUUUCUCAUUUGCUUCCACCACAGACUGUGGUACACACUCGGAAGGUUCAGAGGUGCUGGAUAUGAAAGCGAUGGAGUAUGACACCAAGCAGGGAAUGCAGGCACAGCUAGAACUGCCACCUCUCCAUCUUCAGUUCAGUGUUACCGAGAAUCCAUGGCGACACGAGGGUUCAUUCGUAGAGCCAUCUGGACUGUCUUUUGCCGCAGAUAGCGCAGCAACUUGUCAUACACAGUUGGCAUGGAGAGAAGAUGAUAAUGUUCACGGCAUGGGCAAUGCUCAGUCACCAUGGCUGGGCAAUGUGAAGGAAACGGAGACUCUUUGUGAUGAAUUGGUUGGCCGAAAAAAGGUGCCCACGGCAUGUGAGCAAGUGAUGAUCGGGUUAGAUGGAGUCUGGAGGAUGGUCAACGAAGAAGGGAGUACUAAACACCAACCAGAUACGAACACAGUGGGCAUGCCAACAGGUGAGGCUGCCGAUUCGUCUGUUUCAGUACCAGUGCCUCAUCAUGGGGGCCUUUCACAGGAUGCAAGACUUAAUGGGGAUGUAAGAGAGGUGGUAAGGCUGGGGGCUAAGGAGUGGAGAACAGAUCCUAUUACGAUGGACUUGAAGUCCACUGGCCGUAGUUGUCUCCGUCAUGACUCGGUUGAUGGGACAUCAUCUGCUUCCGGAUCCAUGGCAUCUUGGCCGUCAGCUGUGGUUGGAGGCUGCAGUGAAGUGGUUGGUCAAGCGGUAGCGAGUGUGAAUGAACAAAUCAAACGAGUUCUGAUAGGUGGUCAUGGCCUUCAGAGCGAGUUUCAGCCAGAAGGUUGUGGUAUACGGAUGAUGCAGUGGGGGAGGUGUGGAGAGGAGCAGUGGGGGAGGUGUGGAGAGGAUAUGAAUGCAAAUGAGCUUGCUAAUCCUUCAAGAUUUGACGAUGAUGCCAUCUGUGCUGGGAGUGCAGAUGGAAGUGUAGAAGGAUCUAUUUCGGUUGGGUGGAUGGUGACAGAGUCAGCAAAAGGAGACACACAUGUGACCGUUGAUGGUUCAGUAGCAGAAACUGUUACUGAAGGGCAUAUCUUGGGCAGAUAUCAGUCAGCCCUAGAACUGGGUGCUUUUGGGAGAGAAAUGGACAAUGACGAGGAGGAGGAGGAGGAGGAGGAGGAGGAGGAGGAAGAGGAGGAUGAGUGGGAUGAUGUAACAGGUGAAACAGAAAGUGAAGAAGCCUCAUUGCCAUCGUUCUGUGAGGAGGCGUCGAGGUCGUACAGCAGUAGUCAUUCUGGCGAGAUCCAGGGCUGUCCAGUUCUUCAGCAGAACUCUUCAUCACAUCCGAACUACGGGGAAACGGUGAUGCAUCACUACACAAACAAUGGUUAUAUAGGAGAGGACGAUGUCGAUGCUGAGAUUGUUGUUUGGAAACCUCCAGUGAGGUCAAGCUCGAGCGAUGGUGGGAAAUUAGCCUCUGCAGCAACUUCCUAUUCCAUCGAUUCAUAUGCGUACAGCAGGGACGGACGAGCCAUGCACACUGUGGAUGAGCAAGUGCAGAUGCAAUCGCUCUCAACAUUCUGUCCUCAGAAACCUGGCGCUGGUCAUGUGUGGCAUAUGGGCUGCAGGAGCCCUGUUCAGCCACAGCAGACUGACAGAGGAAAAAUGGGAGGCUCUCUGCAAAAUACAUUUCAGACUUCUCAGAGAGGGCAUGCUGCAGAUCUCCAUUUCUGGGUUCCUCCUCUAGCAUCUUCAGCAUGUGACCUGGAGCAGCAGGUUUGGGAUGUACCUGAAUUGCAAGAGGAUGUGGCAACAGGAAGCGGACAGCUGCAGAAGAGAGUUUGUGGCGGAAUUGAGCAACAGCCGGUGGACCCAUGUUCGGUGAAUAGUCCACAGUUGCUGAUGGAACAUAACGACCACAAUCAUUACGAUCAUCAUGAGGUGGGUCAAGUUCGAGUUCCAGAAGCAGUUGUUCCUGGGUAUGGUGGUGGCUGCAAUGAGGGAUGUAAUGGCUUUGUGACUGGCUGGAAAGAGGGAAAGAUGGUGAGGCUAAGUGGAAGGGAGAAAGCUGCAUAUUCAUACGGUAAUGUAGCAGCAUGCCUUGAAUGGACAGAAAAUGGAAGGGAGAAACUCCUCAGAGUGGAGGGUUGGCUGGGUAGAGAUGAAUCGGAAAAUGGUGAUGAUGAAUUACAAGUGGCACAGGCGAGUGGGACUCAUCAGUUUGUUGGUGUUGCAUUGGACGAUUCAGGAAUGUGCAGCCCUGCUAAUAAAGAGGAUCAUGUCAGAAGUCCAUGCCUGCUUGUUUCUGAGGGUAUUGGUAUUGUGGGCGGGCAUACGAAGAGGAAUCUUCUUAAUGAUGACCACAAUCAAGUUGAGCAUGAUGGCAAUGACAAUAAUGACAAUGAUGAUGGCAACAACAAUGUUGGUGAUGAUUUUGAUCACUACGGUUACGAUGGUGAUGAUGAUGUUGCGUAUAGAAUGUCUGCUAUGUCGUGGGCUUGUAUUUCUCAGGGUAAGUGCACCUGCAAUAAUGAUCCAAAUUGCAUUCAUAGCUGCAAAGAUGUGGACUCUGUUGCGUCUGCGGUCAGGUUUGCAGGAACCAGCAAUAGCAUAAUCGGGAUUGAAAGGGCUGCACCUGUACCUCUUAGUAGUGGUAUUGAGGUGAGAGAAGAAGUGAACGCACGUCUAAUGGCACGACCAGGGGGCGAUAGUUCUGGUGAGCAGACCACUGCUCUGGAGGAGUUGAGGUGUUUCCGGAUUGACACUGGGGACUGUGCACCUAUCAGGGAGGAAAUCUGCCCGUUACGGGAGGAGGAAGAGGAGCUCAUCCGUGAGUGGAUAAGAAAGAAUCUGACAUUGGAGAACGUCAGGCCAUCAUCCAGUCAAUGGGUCGCACCCGUCGUGAGAGCAUACCGCAAUAGUCAGGGGUUGGCUGAGGUAUUGAUAGAUUACAAGCGACUGAAUACUGUGUUGAAAAGCAGGUGGAAUGGUCACGGGCUUGGAUGUAUGCCUGGUUAUGUGUGUACUCAAAGUGAAGAUGGUGGAACUGGCAGAGCUGUGGGGAUGAAGAGCUACGCAUCAAGGAAUAUGUCAUGCCAUUUGCCUCAUGCCAUUGAUGUAGUUCGGGGUGUCCAAGCAGAUGCCUCCUGGUUCUCAACCAUGCGUGUGAAGGGUGGAGGAGAUGGAGACCUGCAUCUUGCUGACGAGGACAGGGAGAAAACAGCAUUCCUUACCAAGGACGGGACUUUCGAAUGGUUGGCUGUGCCAAAGUGGGUGCAUGGCGUGGCAUAUGCUUGGCAGCGUCUGGUGGAAGGCGCUCUACGUGGGCUGCUGGGAAGGUGUGUGGUUGCACACUCAGGGAACUUGUUGGUUUUCUCCAAGAACAAGGAAGAGCAUGAACGAGAUGUUGCAGCAGUUGUUCAGCAGCUGAGAGACGCACGCUUACAAGUUGUCAUUGACAAGGGUGGCCGUAAUCGGAGGGAGGUGACGUAUCUGGGGUACCUGAUUGAUGGGUCCGGGCGGCUUCGUCCCAGUGCCAACAAGGUGAAUGCAGUGGGAGGGGUGGCCGUUCCUACAACAGUGCAAGGACUCAGAGCGUUCUUAGACCGUGUGGGCGACUUGAGGCAAUUCAUCCGGCGCUUUGCACAUAUUGCAGCUCCUCUGCGAGGGCUCGUCCAGAGUAGAUUGCCUCCGGCUGGGUGGACCCCGCAGUGCCGCAUCGCAUUCGGAGAGCUGAAGGCACGGGCAAGACAUGCUCUUGAAGAGAAGCGUGCACUCUAUAGGCCAGAUUUCGCCCUUCCUUUCCUGUUAAGAACAGAGCUGCGAGCCGAGGGCCUUGGAGCUACCCUUGUCCAGCUCGUCAUGCGUCCACUGAAGUCUUGUCUGCUUGAUUCCACAUAUUCUUCGUAUGAGUUGACCCCUGGCAACUGUCACCCUGCUGCUGCCUCUUCUUCAAGUGCUAGACAGCUCCUGGAUGGCACGCCCUCACCUCCCACUUCGUUUGCAAGCUCCAUAUCUACAUCUGUUUCAAGUUCCACCUCAUCUUUCACUUCCUCUUGCAGUUCCAGUUGUAUGUCGGAAGUUGAUCUACAACGCGAGGAUGUGGUUGAUGCAGCUGCCACAACCACUGCAGCCUCUAUGGCACCAGUUCAACAAGAGGAGCUAGUGGUAGGCUAUGCGAGUAGGGUGUUGACACGGGCAGAGGCAAGGUACACAAGUGUGGAGAAGGAGUGUUGGGCAGCCUUAUGGAGUGUACGGCAGUUCCAUCACUUAGUGUCUGGAAGGAAGUUCUUCCUGGAAGCCGACCGCUUGACCCUGCUUUCUGCCAUGCAAGGGGAUCAGAAUCCUACGGUACAUAUAAGUCGCAGGGUGGCAAGGUGGGUGCAAGAACUUUGGCAGUACGACUUUUUGGUCUGUGACAGGGAAAUUGCAGCUGCAGGAGCAUGCUCAGGCUCAGGCACAGGAACACCUGCAAUUAUUGAUCUCGGGUCCAUGUUCAUGGCAAAUGCAAGUGGUCAGCAGGCGCAGGGUGACAAUAGUGCUCAGCGGGCAGCCGUAAGUGCAAGCCGUUUGCCUGUCGGGGACAUCGGCACAGAGACUGGAAUUGGGGCUGGGAAUUGAACUAUGGGACAUUUGUGCCAGGCAGGUGGCAAUCCUAGCUGUUGCACAGCUUGCACUGCAUCAUGCAUGCAAACCCAAGGGCCCAGUCCUGUUCUUGAAGGAGAUCCCCUGUCAGAAGGGUAUGUGACACUAUAUGUCUUCCACAGGUGCAGGUCCUUCCAGCUGUGUUGUCGAACCAUAUUGAGCACACUGACUCUGUAAGCUGUCACUCAUUGUUUAUUCAUCCCUUUCUUUCCCUCCAUGAUGCAAUGACAACAAUGCUGCUGCUGCUGAUGAUAAUGAUGGUGGUGAGGACGGUGAGGAUGGUGAUGAUGGUAACAAUGAUGGUGAUAUGAUAUUGAUGACAGCGGUGAUGACGAUGGUGAUGAUGAUGACAAUGAUGACAAUCACGAUGACCAUGACGAUGACGAUGAUGAUGACGAUGACGAUGGCAACAACGAGGAUGAGGGGGAUGAGCAGUGUGAGGAGGGGGAGCAGAAGGGGGAGGAGGAGUUAUGCUGACAAACGACCUCUGGUUUGGUUCGGUAACCUGAUCUGGUUAUGAUCCUUGCGUUAGCUGUCGGAUAGACUGGUACUGGUUUGUGGAAGGAGCCUCUGCACACUCAACAUCAUCAUGCUGACAACGGUCUACCCUGCUGGUGGCAAGUGUUGAGAGUUGAAUUCUAACAGAGCAAGCCUUUGGAAUAUCCAUACUAUCAUCAUUCCAUUCAUCACCCUGACUACAGGCUUCUCUGCGCACAGCAAGAAGCAUUGGUUGCUCAGUUUGGAGAAGUGGCUGUGGUCAGGGUUUGUAUUAAACAUGCUAUCCUUGUAUCUUGCUUGCCCUUGACAAGGGUCAAUGGAUGCAGUGCAGAUGCAUGACCAUUUCAAGA